AUGCCUGACCCAUCGAGUUCAAGCAUAGAAGAACCGGCCCCUACAGACCAAAUGGAAGAUCUUUUCGCAGAAUAUGGUAUUAAUAGUGAUGUGGAGAAAAAGAAGAAAUUAGGAAAAUAUACGGAUCAACGGACUGAAUUCGAAUGGAAAGCAUUUAAAACAUUCGAAGACGGCUCCUUUGACGAGUUUAAAAAGGCUCUAAUAGCAGAUUACCCUGAUGCGCGAAAUGCAGGAAAAGGGACUUUAACUGGACUAAGAGCUGGCACAACAAAAAUUACUCAUGGCGCCGCCAGUACUGGCUGUCUGACAGAUUCCUUUGCUGAUCAAGUUAAGGCCAGUUUGAAUAUUGAACAAACUAGAGACCGAAAACAGAAAGGCAACGAGGAUGAGACCACUGCUAGAAGAGCUGAAGAUCCAUACGAUAUCAUAGACAUCAUAGACAUGGCAGAAACCAUCGCUGGACGUCUUACUGGAGACUCCCGAGACCACCCAAGCAACGCGAGAGCUGUAUCGACUGGUAGAUCAGUUCAAGCGCGCGAACGGGAAAUUAAAACGGAGCACGAUGAAUUCGAAGAAUUGCGAAGUAUUACUGCAACGUUCCUUGAUCAAAUUAAAGCGAUGAGUUCUGUAGAUGACAUCGCUGAUUGGCGUUCCAGCGGUAUCUUUGCUUAUCAGAUCUGUGCCGAGGGUGCCAAGGUCGCUACCUAG
Laccaria bicolor S238N-H82 is the source of this 708-nucleotide messenger RNA. RefSeq lists its product as uncharacterized. Lineage: Eukaryota; Fungi; Basidiomycota; Agaricomycetes; Agaricales; Hydnangiaceae. The transcript has 5 exons. The record is from RefSeq and is a predicted model, not a curated record. The coding region runs from base 1 to 708 and encodes 235 amino acids.